AUGCAAUUCACUGCUUUAUUCGUCACUGUGCUCUCUAUUGUUCUUUCAGUCAACGCUGCUGCCAUCUUAACUAAGCGUGCCGCUCCCAAUGUGCAAUCAUGCAUCACUAACUUGGAUACUGUGGGCAACCAGCUUGCUAUCUUGCAAGCAUCCGUAACUGAGGGGGGUAUUCUGAAUGUCAAUCAUGACUACAACGUGUUGGAUGAUGCCAUGGAUGAUGCUCAGCUCAACUGCUGUGCUAUCACCAGUGUAAUCUCUGAUGCAGAUGCUACUGAAGUCCUUGGUGCCCUUGGCAAUACGACCCCCAAAGUGCUCAAUGCUCUGAAUACCAUCAAGUCAAAGGAAGGUAGCUAUAACUUCUUCACCAAAGCCGUUGUCAGAAGCCAUCUUUCCAGUUUUGAUGACAAGACUUCCAGAUUGAACACAUGCUUCAAUGUAUUCGUCCCUGCAGCCAACACCUCUACACUUGAAGGCUAUUUCAAUCAAAUCAAGGCCGCUUUUACUACCACAAGAGCUGCUUAUAACUAG
Molecule: messenger RNA, 528 nt
Organism: Mucor velutinosus
Lineage: Eukaryota; Fungi; Mucoromycota; Mucoromycetes; Mucorales; Mucoraceae
Product: tRNA (guanine(9)-N(1))-methyltransferase
Exons: 1
Coding region: 1-528 (175 amino acids)
Source: RefSeq, a predicted model, not a curated record